CAAGUUCAAGAUCAGUUAUUUUGUUGGCAGCUACUAUGUUGAUGAACUGCAGGAACAACCACAUCGAUCGUCUCAACGAGUGUAUCGUUAGCGCCCUCAUGAAGAUCAGGCUUCAGUUUGCCGCUGGUAUUCCACGGUUGAAUGUUCCUCCUAUGGACCCCCACCGGCUGGACCCCAUCGUUUUCAACCCGCUGGAGGGCCCCGUACAAGUGCGCACCCGCUUCGAUGAUCUCGUCAUAACCGGCCUGUCCAAGUUUGACAUCAAAUACUUCGACUGGCAUUUCAAGCUGAGGAAAAUGUUUGUCGGCUGUAUCAUCCCCACACUCCUGCUGAAAGGCAAAUACAACGUCACUGGCCGCAUCUUCGAGCUCCCCAUCGAGGGUGCCGGGGCCUACGCAUCUCUCCUGAGUGGAAUCGUGAUCGAAGCCGAGAGCGACUUGGGAUUUAGGCCAGACGGAAAGAUGUACAUGAAGAACUUCGAUAUGACCUUUAAGAUCAAAUCAUCGGAUGUAAAGUUCGACAACCUCUUUGGCGGCAACCAAGUCCUGAGUGACACCAUGAAUCACUUCUUGAAAGAAAACGACGCACUGAUUAUGGAAGAGCUGCGACCAGGCCUGCAGAAGCAGUUCGGUGGUCUGCUAGGGGUUAUACUCAAGGCGUUCAUAGAUGCCAUGCCAAGGGAGUUGCUCACGGAUCUUCCCAACGCAAAUUCACAAGAUAAGCAUCGACGCAGAACCAAUGAAAUAUUAGCAGCUAAAGCACAGGCACAAGCGUCUCAACGCCAGGGACAGCGUGGCUGAUGGAGUUUUUACCCUGAAUUUCUAUUCCAUGCAUUGAGUUGUAACUGACGGCGCAAUUAAUUGAACAAAUGAUGAGCGUUCCAAGCAUGAGCCCUACAUCACAAACAUUUUUUGAAAGCUCCGAUAGCCUUCAAGAUCCAUUUGAAAUUACUUCAUCCCAUGACGUUUUGAUAACUACUCGAGUUGAUGAGCCGUUUCGCUUUCGGUUGAAGAGAUGUACUGUAUUUUUAAGUGAGCAUCAAAUCCUUUAUUUCUUUUCAAAUUACUUACCAAGACGAAGGCAGUUUAUACUGCGCUGUUACGUAUAUCAGUUAUCCCUAUUGUUUGUUAGUUCGGGAUUAUCGUCGCCAUUUGCCAUCCUGGCAUGAAUUGUAAAGUAACAACCACGGCAAUGGAGGCCAAACAGUGUAUUUUAAACCAAAUGAAAGACUUGCAUAAGUUCAGAGUACAACUUCACUGAAUUAUAUAUUUCUGAGUUACUUGACAUAUCGUCUAUACUAAUGAAACUAUUUGUCCCUACUAAUACUACUAUUAGUCUUGCUAAUACUACUAUUAGUCUUACUUAUACUACUAUUAGUCUUACUAAUAUUAGUAUUAGUCUUACUUAAUUAUACUACUAUUACUCUUACUAAUGCUCCCAUUUAAAUGCGAAUACUACUACUCUCCUAAUUUCAUAAUUCAAGGAAAUCAUGGAAAGUUU
Messenger RNA from Hyalella azteca, 1500 nucleotides. Its product is annotated as protein takeout. The record is from RefSeq and is a predicted model, not a curated record. Lineage: Eukaryota; Metazoa; Arthropoda; Malacostraca; Amphipoda; Hyalellidae. Bases 36 to 800 code for a protein of 254 amino acids. The transcript is spliced from 5 exons.